CUCCAUCCAUUGUUUCGUGGGUAGACAGUAAUAACAAAAUUUUCCAAAAAAUCUUUUCAUUUUCAUCAAAUUUUUAAAGGAUUAAAAACCUUGGUUUCUUUUUUUACUUUUUUUUUUUAUUAUUAUUAUUUGAUUUAAUCCAUAUCUCCUUUUUUUUUUUUUUGUUUUAAUCUCCUUCCAAUGAUCUGGAUUGCACGUGAGUAAAGUACCCCGACGAAUAUAUGAUUUUCUUUUAUAUUCUUUUUUACUAGUGCUGCCUACACACACCGCACACCACAUUACAACAGUACAAAUCUAGUGAACAGUACAAGAGUAGUGUUGAUUUGCAGAUUACUAAUUUAUGAGAGAGAGAGAAUGGUGGAAGAUGAUUUAUGGCAGCAAGUUGUAUUAUUUCUGGGGCGUGGCCACGAGAUUGAGGCUCGAACUCUUGAGGGCAUUCAGAUCGAGCACGUCGAGAAGGGUCUAAUCCGCUGUAAAUUCGUGGUUCCCAAACACCUCUCAGACAAGGAUGGAAAUUGGCAAGUCGGAGCUAUGGCCACCCUAAUCGAUGUCAUUGGGUCUGCUGCUAUAUUCACCUGUACUCCCCACCUCAAAGGAUCCGUUGUUAUCGACAUAUCUUACUUUUCCACGGCUAAGAUUCAAGAAGAAGUAGAGAUAGAGGCAAAGGUUGUAGGACAGACGGGGAAGAUUUUGGGAGUAGUGGUGGUUAUCAGCAAGAAAGGGGGUGGAGAGAUGAUUUCUUUGGGUAAACAAUGGAUGGCUUCAACUAAUCAACCACAUACUCCGCCUACCAACAUCAAUCCUAGCAAGCUCUGAUUUGAUUCUGCAUUGAAUGUGCUCAUUUUUCAGUUAAACUUGAUUUUUAGAAAAGAUUGGGUUAGAGUUCUAAGCCCCUUUUUCUCUUGAA
This is a messenger RNA of Cornus florida, 907 nucleotides long. RefSeq lists its product as uncharacterized. The transcript is spliced from 3 exons. The coding region runs from base 355 to 816 and encodes 153 amino acids. Gene Ontology annotation, molecular function: fatty acyl-CoA hydrolase activity. The record is from RefSeq and is a predicted model, not a curated record. NCBI's taxonomy places the organism in Eukaryota, Viridiplantae, Streptophyta, Magnoliopsida, Cornales, Cornaceae.